Mytilus californianus (California mussel) is the source of this 2816-nucleotide messenger RNA. RefSeq names its product FACT complex subunit SSRP1-like. The record is from RefSeq and is a predicted model, not a curated record. Gene Ontology annotation, molecular function: DNA binding; histone binding; nucleosome binding. The coding region runs from base 85 to 2412 and encodes 775 amino acids. NCBI's taxonomy places the organism in Eukaryota, Metazoa, Mollusca, Bivalvia, Mytilida, Mytilidae. The transcript has 17 exons. Gene Ontology annotation, cellular component: FACT complex; nucleus.
GGAAAUUAUCCCUCUCGGUGCACUUUAUUAUUUUGAGGGAAAAACGCACAUGAAUAGAUCAGCAAUUUCUUAAUUUCUUCAACAAUGAGCGACUUUCAGGAAUAUGGUGACGUCGUUCAAGAAAUUAGAGGCGCAGUAAACCCAGGAAGAUUAAAACUUCAAAGUAAUAGUGUAAUUUUUAAGAACAAUAAAACAGGAAAAGUUGAACAGUUCACUGGAAUGGAGGUGAAUACAUCAGAGUGGUUGAAACGGGCAAGAGGUCACUGUUUAAAGUUUAGACUUAACAAUGGAAAUGUUCACAGAUUUGAUGGGUUUAAAGAUGAUGACUUUGAGAAGCUUGCAUCUUUCAUUUCAAAGUAUUACAGUGUGAGUUUAGAAAAAAGAGACGUUUCUGUCAAAGGAUGGAAUUGGGGUCUUGCUAAAUUUGAAGGGAACUCUUUAGAAUUUGAUAUCGACAACAAAUUAGCGUUUGAAAUUCCAUUAAAUAAUGUAUCUCAUUCAACAACAGCAAAGAACGAAGUAACUUUAGAAUUUCACAUGAAUGAUGAUGCAGCUGUUUCAUUAACAGAAAUCAGAUUUCAUAUACCUAAUGACCCAAAAGAUUCAGAAAAAGAUACUGUACAGGAAUUUUACAACCAAGUUGUAGACAAAGCAGACAUUAUACAGGCUACAGGUGAUGCUAUCUGUAAUCUCAGUGAAGUACAGUGCUUAACACCAAGAGGUCGUUAUGAUAUUAAGAUAUAUGGGACUUUCCUUCAGCUCCAUGGUAAAACAUUUGAUUAUAAGAUACCAUACACCACUGUAUUACGAUUGUUCUUACUCCCACACAAAGAUGGAAGACAGGUUUUCUUUGUAGUGAGUUUAGAUCCACCAAUCAAACAAGGACAGACCAGGUACCAUUUCUUGAUCCUGUUGUUUAACCAGGAAGAUGAAAUGACCAUAGAUUUAAGUUUAACUGAAGAAGAAUUGGACAGUAAAUUUGACGGAAAGUUACAGAAAGAAAUGUCCGGACCAGAGUUUGAAUUGGUCAGCAGAAUAUUCAAGUCUGUCACGACGAGAAAAAUAACUGUACCAGGGACAUUUAAAUCGAAUUCUGGUGCCCAGGCCAUAGGCUGUUCAUACAAGGCUGCGACUGGUUUCCUGUAUCCCUUAGAAAGAGGUUUUAUCUUCGUACAUAAACCGCCAAUGCAUAUCAGAUUUGAUGAAAUCGGUAAUGUUAACUUUGCCAGAAGUGCUGGGAAUACCAGAUCUUUUGACUUUGAUGUGGAGACUAAAUCUGGGACAACUUACAACUUUGUUGGUAUAGAAAAAGAUGAAUAUGGCAAACUGUAUGAUUUUGUUUCACAGAAGAAACUGUCUGUUAAAAACAUUGGAGGCAAAUCGAAACAGAAAUAUGAUGAGGAUAUUUUGGCCUCUGAUGAAGAAGAAACAAACACAGAUCAUUACUUAGAACGUAUGAAACAGGAGGGUAAAGACAGGUUCAGUGGGGACGAGGAUGACGAUAGUGACAGCUCAGAUGAAUCGUUCAACCCUGGUGAGAGUGGUAGUGAAGUGGCUGAAGAAUAUGACAGCAAUCCACCAACAACCUCAGAUAGUGAAACUGACUACGAGUAUGAUUCAGGGGGAGACAAUGCUAGUGAAGAUGGGGAGCAAGACGAAGAAGCUAAAGAAAAGAGGGCAGAGAAAAAGAAACAACAGAAAGAAAAGAAAGAAAAGAAGGAAAAGGAAAAGAAGUCGAAAACUGCAAAAACUGUGAAAGAAGGUUCAACAAGAAAGAAGAAGAAGCAGAAGAAAGAUGUUGACCCAAACAAACCUAAGAGACCAAUGACAUCAUAUAUGAUGUGGUUCAGUACAAACAGAAAUGAUAUCAAAGAGAAGAACCCUGAUGCUUCCAUCACCGAUAUAUCCAAGAAAGGCGGAGAACUUUGGAGAGCUAUGGAUGCUAGUGAACGAGGAGAAUGGGAGCAAAAAUUUCUCAAAGCAAAGGAAGAAUAUAACGUUGCUAUGGAGGAAUAUCUAAAAAAUAAACCUGAGGCAGGCAGUGGUGAGGAAAGUGAAGGAGAAGAAAGCAAAUCAGGUAGUAGUAAAAAGAAGAAAUCUCAGAAAUCCAGUCCAAAGAAGGCUGUUGAUACUAAAGCUGGAGCGGGAGGGAAUUAUAAGAGCAAAGAAUACAUCUCAAGUGAUUCUAGCUCAGACUCGGAUGCCCCACUGAAGAAAAAAAUAAAGAAAGAAAAAUCAAAGCCUAAGGAAGGAAAGAAAAAAGGAAAGGAAAAGGGAAAGAAGGAACAAAAGAAAAAAGAGAGUGAAGAUGAGAAGUCUAGUAGUGCAGGAGAGCUGCCAUCAGAUGAAGAGAUCUUAGCAACACCAGAAUCAUCACACAAAGGAUCAGGAUCAGAAUCUGGAUCAGAUUGAACAAAAUGAAAGUCAAAUCAACACUUAGUUGUGAUAAUUGUACAUGUUGAUGUCAGUAAUAAUUAUUUAUUGAACAAUUGACCAAAAUUUACUUUCUACACAUUAUUGUAGAUAAGAUGAUCUUUAAAAUCAUGUUUUUCAUUUUAAAAUGACUGUAUCAGAGUACAGAAUCAUUGUCUGACAGAUAGGUUUAUUCUGGUGAUUUCAUCUGUUAUAGGAUACCAGUAUAAUACAAAGAAGUUAUUCACUUGUUGCAACUGUUAUCAUCCAAACUGAACACAAAAUGUGAAAAUAAAGAACAAUGUAUAUCAUUAAUGACUUUGUAAUGUUCAGAUGUAUUACUUUAACAUUGCAUUUUAUGUGGAAAUGUGCUAUUUCAGUGGAAGUAAACAUAUAACAAACUG